AUCAAAUCUUCGUACACCGCUACCGAAUGAAACUUAAAAGGAGCAAUCGUUUAUUGUUUUAUCGUCAUACAGUGGUUUAAUACUCGCGUGUGGCAAGUCAGGUGACCUCAUUUUUUUUAAGAACGACCUUUUUUCUUCUUCACCAUGGCAGACACUGAUUCAGCCACAUUGGCUGCUGUGAGUUACUAUUGCCAAGAGAAGCUCUAUCGUCACAUGCAAACAGUGGCUCUAGAAGCAAUUAAGAAAUAUGGAACCGAUCCUGUACUCCUCUUCUUCAAGGCAUAUGGUCUCAUCUUAGAAGAUCGUUUGGCUGAGGGAAUGAGGGAGUUGGAAGGCAUCAAAGACAAACCUGAUUUAGUUCUGUGUACAACGAUGGCUCUUAUGUACUCUCAUAAGAGAUGCAAGACUGUGGAUAGAGAAGCAGUUCAGGAGUUGGAUACCAGACUGAAAGAAGAACGCAAACAUGCCGGAGAGAAGGGUCUAUAUUUUGCAGCGAUGUUUCUGUGGCAUACAGGUCGACAUGAUAAAGCUAGAGAAUAUGUUGACAGAAUGUUGAAGCUAUCACAGGGUGCUAAAGAGGGCCAGGUCCUGAGAGGAUGGAUUGAUUUGACAUGCGGCAGGGACACGUUCGUCAAGAAGUCUGGAAAAUACUUUGAAGAUGCUCUUAGCGGUGCAUCUAAGAAUGUUGAGGCAUUGAUUGGUAAAUCUCGUUACUUCACUCUGAGACACAAUUAUAGCGGAGCUCUUGAUCUGAUCAAUCAAGCUGUGGUAUCGUACCCUGGAUUCAUGCCAGCACUGAUUGAGAAAAUGAGACUACUCAUGGCUCUACAGGAUUGGGAACAGACUGUUGAGACAGCACAGAGAGCAUUGAGUCAGCAAUCCAGUUGUAUUGAAGCAGUGAGAAUGGAGAUUCUGUAUCUCCUCUGUAGGGAAGGCAACUAUGAAGAGGCCGUACAAAGACUAGGAGAAUUGAUUCAACUACUGGAUCGAUUUGAGCCAAAGAACGCCUACAUCUUUUGGCAUCUAUCUUUGGUGUAUUGUAGAGUGUGUGGUCGCAACCAGCAGGUUCUUCAGCAAACGUCCUCCAUGGUUGAGAGAGCCGUUUCUUUAGAAGCUAAGAAUGCAGAGUUUAAGACAGAAGUAGGAUAUGAACUUCUUCUCCAGAACAAACCCCGAGAUGCUAUGAAGUAUUAUCGGAGUGCUAUGAAGCAAGAUGAAACCAGUGUGACUGCCCUCACAGGAAUCAUUAAGUGUCAGCUUCUUGAGGACCAUCUUGAUGAUGCAGAACAACAAUUGGAAUUCCUUAGUGAGAUUCAAGAAUCCAUUGGAAAAUCAGCAGAUAUUCUGUUUCUGCGAGCUGUCCUGGCUCGUAAACGUGGUAAGACUACAGAGGAAGUAGUGACAUUACUGAAUGAAGCAAGCACAACACACUUUGGAGCUUUGAAAGGAAUCCCACUAGGAAUUGAUUAUUAUUCUCAGAUGAAUCCAGACUUUGUUCUAGAGUUGGUCAAGGAAUAUCUCAACUUUGCUCCUACUGAGCCUCAAGCCGCUGGUCAGCCGGUCAGUCCAAUCCUAAGCAGAUGUACCUCCAUCUUGGAGCCAAUAACUAAAGCCAUGCCAGGAUUAUUAGAAGCUUUAUAUCUCCUGAGUCGAGUUCGAUUUUUAUCGGGACAGACGGAGUCAGCUCAGAGUAGUCUGCAACAUUGCUUGGAUAAAAACCCACAGUUUGCUGAUGCACAUCUACUUAUGGCACAGAUUCAUCUAGAUGCAGGGAACUACAAACAAUCUUCACAGUCUCUGGAAAUGGGUCUCAGCUACAACUUUGAGGUGCGUGAGAUGCCCAUGUAUCACAUGAUCAAAGCUAAAGCUCAGCGUAAACUCAAUCAACUAGAUGAUUGCGUUAAGACUCUACAGAGCGCUAUGCAGUUACCUGGAGUCAAACAUAGGGUAGCCUCAGCAUCUAAGAGGGCUGGUAAGGUACGCCCCAUCUCAACCAGUGAUAGAGUCUCUGUGUAUUUGGAGCUGGCUGAUGCCUACAGAUUGACUGAUGCUCAGCAUGAGGCAGCUAAGGUGAUGCAAGAUGCAAUUAAUGAGUUCAGUGGUACCCCAGAGGAGGUACGCAUCACUAUCGCUAACUCGGACCUUGCCUUAGCAAGAGGAGAUACAGAACAAGCUCUGUCAAUGUUGAGAAAUGUUGGGUCUGAUCAAAGUUAUUUUGUUUCAGCGCGGGUGAAGAUGGCGGACAUUUAUCUAAAUCAUCGCAAAGAUAAACGACUUUAUGCUGGUUGUUACAGGGAGCUUGUUGAGAAGAGGCCUAGUCCAGAGACCUCACUGCUAUUGGGCGAUGCUUAUAUGAAUAUUCAAGAACCAGAAAAGGCAAUUGAGAUUUAUGAGUCUGCGCUUAAGAAGAACCCACGUGAUAGCGCCCUCGCUAGUAAGAUUGGAUCAGCGUUGAUUAAAACCCACCAAUACAGCAAGGCCAUCAAUUAUUAUGAGGCAGCCUUGAAGACUGGAGGACAGAGUUUCUUACGUCAUGACUUGGCCAACCUCCUUCUGAAGUUACGCCAUUUUGAGAAAGCUGAGAAAGUUUUGAAAACUGCUUUGGAUCAUGAGUCUGCCAAUGACCUUUCUACUAUGAUAGAUGACUGUAAACUCUUGGUAAUGUUGGCCAAAGUUCAUCGCCAUGCCAACAAGAUGGAAGAUGCAAUGUUAGCUCUUACUAAGGCCAGAGACAUGCAAGCCAGAGUAUUAAAGAGAGUUCAAGUAGAACAGCCAGAUGCAGUUCCCGCUCAGAAAGAUCUCGCUACAAGCAUUUGUUCCCAGAUAGCUGAGCAUCAUAGUACUCAACGAGAUUAUGAGAAGGCGAUUAAACUCUACAAAGAAGCUUUGAUUUAUAGCGAGCAUGACGGCAAAGCUAUGUUAGAGUUAGCUCGGUUGUAUAUGGCUAGAGAUGAGGUAGAUGCUUGUCAACAUCAGUUGGUUCAACUUCUACAAGGAGAUAGGGAAGAUGAUAAUGCUACUGUGAUGAUGGCUGAUUUGAUGUUUAGAAAAGGUGAAUACGACCAAGCGACAUUUCAUUUUGAGCAACUUCUGCAAAGAUCACCAGACCAUUAUAAGGCACUAUCUCGCUUAGUGGAUCUAUUAAGACGAGCUGGCAAACUGGAAGAUGUUCCUGAGUUUCUUGAUCAAGCGGAGAAAGCGUCCUCCAGAGCAAUCAUGGAUCCUGGUUUUAAUUAUUGUAAAGGACUCUAUGAAUGGUAUAUUGGAAAUCCUAACGUAGCUUUGAAACAUUUCAACAUGGCUCGUAAAGACAGCGAUUGGGGUCGUCUAGCUGUACGGAAUAUGAUUGAUAUUUGUAUCAAUCCUGACAAUGACACGCUCGGUGGAGAGACAUUCGAGACUGUCAUUACUGAUGCUGCAAGUGCAACCGAAAAAGCAGAUUCUGAGCAGGUGGCAGUAAGAACAGCAGAGAAACUUAUUAAGGAGAUGAAACCGGUGGCUGGUUCCGAGGAUCAUAAAACUAUGGAGAAUUACGUCUUAAUAUCCUCCAAGUCUAAGGCCAAUAUUGAGAAGGCGUUGUCUUCAUUCAUGGAGAUGGCUUCUAGUGAGAGAGAAAACGUCCCAGCGUUGUUAGGAGUGGCUACAGCUUACAUGAUGCUUAAACAGACACCGAGAGCUCGGAAUCAACUCAAGAGAAUCGCUAAGAUGAACUGGAAUCCAGUGGAUGCGGAGGAAUUUGAGAAGAGUUGGCUUCUCUUGGCAGAUAUUUAUAUCAACUCUGGCAAAUAUGACAUGGCUACUGAAUUACUGAGGAAGUGUCUUCAACAUAAUCAGUCGUGCUGUAAGGCGUAUGAGUACCUGGGAUUCAUCAUGGAGAAAGAACAAUCAUAUCAUGAUGCUGCACUUAACUAUGAGAAGUCGUGGAAGUACGGUAACCAGGCCAACCCUAGCAUUGGAUACAAGCUAGCCUUCAACUAUUUAAAGGCUAAGCGUUUUGUAGACGCUAUUGACAUCAGUCACAAGGUACUAGCGAGUCAUCCCAACUACCCUAGAAUGCGUAAAGACAUCUUGGAUAAGGCUAGAUCAAGCAUCAGGGUAUGAGAAUGUGAUCGACCUUCUAAAAGCUUCAACUAGCUACCAAGGCAGACGUCAGUUGUAAAAACAGCUCCACUAUUACUAUCCAGGCAGACACCCCACGCAGACAUCAAGGGUGCAUUUUGGCGGCCAUGACCGGACACAAAAUUCUGAAGUAAAGUUCACUGAUUGAAACAAUUUCCCGAGAGCUACACUCAAAUGGGUCGAUAACCAGAAACAGUUCAUGACGUAGGUACAUCUCUUAAAAGUUCAUGUUGUUAAAAUAUACAGCUUUCAUUUUAUCACAAUCUUUGUAACUUUAUCCACAUUAUUUAAUUGUUAUGCUUCAGGGUAUUUCAUUUCAAAUAAAACCUAUUGAAAUUUGUUGAAAGUUUUUUAGAGUUCGCCAACUUGAAAAUAACCCUAGUAACCGAGCCAACAAGUCAGUUACUGUUUGGUUAGAACAGCCUUGUCACUGCGGGUCAACCGUACAUGCGAAAACGCUCAACCAAUGACCAAAGCUCAAACAUGUUUCUGGUUGGGGUCGUCAAAACACACCCCUGGGUGAAAUCCCUUCCAAUACUUGUCCAUAGCAGUGUAAAUAUUGAUAUGUUGAGGGGAUCAUAAUGUAAUUUUUAUGUGUGUAUGAGUUAGACAUAUUGAGCCCUUGAUCCAGCAUCACACACCCAGUUUCUACUGGUGCUACACUCCCCAUUGUAGUCAACUCGCACAAAACACUGUGUGGCCUACACAGGGGGACUCCCAAAAUGAUGUCAACCAAGAGUAUUGGGAUGAUGAAUUUUAGGUGGAUUGUACACCAGUUAGGACACACAAAUAAGAUUUGAAGUAUUUGACUAAGAAAUUGGCUUUUCAAAAAGAAGAUUUUGUUUUCACUUUAGCUGAAAGCAAAUGACAAGUUAAAGAGAAGGUACACGUUUGGUAAUUAUUCAAAACGAAUAUUAACUUAAAAAUUGACUUGGCAACGAGCA
Molecule: messenger RNA, 5063 nt
Organism: Asterias rubens (European starfish)
Lineage: Eukaryota; Metazoa; Echinodermata; Asteroidea; Forcipulatida; Asteriidae
Product: tetratricopeptide repeat protein 21B-like
Exons: 32
Coding region: 145-4101 (1318 amino acids)
Biological process (GO): protein localization to cilium; intraciliary retrograde transport
Cellular component (GO): intraciliary transport particle A
Molecular function (GO): identical protein binding
Source: RefSeq, a predicted model, not a curated record